AUGCCAGUAUUUCGUGGAAAAAGAUAUGUUGGUUCAUUAGAAGCGCUGGAAAAACUGGAAGGUCAUUCUCGAUAUUUUUUAUGUGAAAAAACAGGAAUGGUAUUUAAUAACUUUGAUGAUUUUUGCAAUCACCAAUUAUUUUUACGAUCACGAAGUUUUUCACCUUUUACAGAAAUAAAAGAAGGAUGUACAUAUGAUGAAGCUAAAAAUAUAGAAGAUGAAGCAUUUGAGGAAAUUAGUGUGUUAUGUGAUGGUUUAAAAAAAGGAAUAACUUUUCUAAUUAAAUUUCAUUUACAAAGAUAUUCAAUUAUUGAUAUCCUUUAUGAUAUUUAUCAUUUUACAAAUAAAAGAUUUUUUAUCGGUGAAGAAAUAUUAUAUAAAGAUAGAGAUUCAUACAAGAAAGGUGUUGUAGUUGGUGUUAAGAUAGAUAUGGUAAAUAUUAAAUAUGUUAAUCAUGAAAAUGAAGAUUGUCAAUUUAUUGAUAGUGAAUGUGUUGAGUAUGAUUUACAAGUAUCGAGGAUAGGAAAAAUUGAAAAUGUUAGUAGUAAUAGAAUUAUAAGAGAUGGAAAUGUAGUUACUUCAAAAUUAGUUAAAAAUUUUAUAUUAUUUCACACAAAUUGGUAUCUUGAUAGAACACAAAUUGAAAUUUCUAAAAAAAUAAUUGAAAAGUACAAAAUAAGUACUUUACGAUGGGAUGAUAUUUUUGGAGGACCUGUUCCAUCAUUUCCUAUAACAUUGCAAAAAAUUGAAAUACCUAGAAUGAAUAAUUCUUCGGAAGAUGAUAUAUCGUUAUCUCCCAGAAGAAAGAAAUUAAAAAAAGAAUUAAAUGGUAUAUGUGAAAAAUUAAAAUAUUAUGGUGUUGCUGAGGAAGUUUAUGUACCUUAUCAAUAUAAACUUGAUGAGGUUGAUGAAAAUGUAUUAAGUGAUUUAAGAGAAUUAUUAAAAGCAAGUGAAGUUGAAGAGAAGAAAGGUCGUGAAGAUAUUUUAUGUCUUGAUUCUAAACAACCACCAGUUUUAAAUGAGAUAUCAUUACCGGAAUGGUGUAGUAAUGAAAUUUUUAUGGAAAGUUUAUCUAUUUAUACAUUUUUAAAAGCAUUUGAAGAUGUUUUAAAUGAAAACGAUUCUUCACAUGCUAGUAUUGAUAAAGGCAAUAAUUCUAUAAUAGAUCAACGUGAUAUAUGUAUUGAAGCUUCUACUGAAUUAGAACAUUUAUGGGCUCCAAGUUGUGAAAGUGUUUUAAUAACAAAUUUUGAAGUAUCUUAUCAUGUUAAUUUAUGGUUAAAAACAUUAAAUGAAAGUAAAAAUGAGAAAUGGAGCAAAAUUGUUGAAGAACUUAACAAAAAAACACUUUUUGAAAUGGAGGCAAAAGAUAGAGCAGACAUUAUAUGCUUAAUGAUAAAAAUAUUAAACAGGUCUAAUGAAAAAAUUAAGAAAGCAAUAGAUAAUGGUUUUUUGGAGAUAACCUUAAACAAACGAAAGAUAGAGGAAUUUAAAACAAAAGCUAGUUCUUUGUCAAUUUUGGGACUAGUUGAUAAAGUAAUAGAAGAUGGAAAAGUUCAAAAAACUGUAACAAAUAUUAGAAAAGUUUUUGGUGAAAAUGAAAAAGUAAUUAUUAAAGAUAUUACUAUGAAAGAUGAUAAUAUGAUUGAAGAUGAGAUUGAGUACUACGAAAAUAUCUUAAAAAUUUAUGAUGGUGAUAUAAAUAUUGAUGAAAUUGGAAAAGAUAUUUUAGAUAAAAUGAAAGGUCGUAUACAGGAAAUACAAAAUAAAUAUGAAAAAUGUUUAUAUAAGAAGAUACUUGGAUACUAUCCAAGAUUAGGGAAAGUUAUUUUUGGAAAAGAUAGAGCAUGUAGAAAUAUAUAUUUUUUUAGUAAUCUAUCCUUAUUGUUAGUAGAGAAUGUUAAAGAAAACGUUGUAUUACCAUGUAAACAUCUUCUUAAUAGGCAUGCUAAUUCUUGUCCAUUAAAAAAUUAUGAUCUUACACCUAGAAGGAUUUUUUAUAUAAAAGAAGAAUGGAAUGAUUUUGUUGGAUCAUUAAAUAAAAAUGCUUAUAGAGAAGGGAAUUUAUUAAAAAAUUUAAAACAUUUUGUUGAUAUUAUUGGUGAUAUAGUAAAAAAAGACAAUGGAAAUAUCAUAGAAAGAUUAGGUUUACAUACUUGGAACGAAGAGUAUAAUGAAGUUGAUGUCAAACCACAUGUUAGCGAAAUGAUCAGAAAUGAAAUUAUGCAGUUAAUUGACGAUAUUAUUAGUUAUAAAGCUGUUAGAUAUACCAGACAUCUUAAAGAAUGGAAGGAUUGUUAUAAUAAAAAUAAUGUUAAGAUGGAAGAGUUUAUAUAUAAUAUUCAAGAAUAUUCAUGUAAAGAAAAAUAUCUUCUAGAUAUGAUUGUACCAUUUGUUAUGAUAUUAUUAGAAAAAAUUCGAGAAACUGAAUCUGAAGAAUUAUUACCAAGAUCAGAACCUGAUAUUACUGUUGAAGAAAUGAAAAAUUGGCACAAUAGAAUUAUUAAAUUGACAAAUCCCUUUGAAUUGUUAAAAAUUAUUAAAAUGUUUAAGAUUGCAAUUGAUCUGGACAGGAGGAUAAUAUUUCAACGUUGUUUUAUUUGCAAAAAUCGUUAUUUUCAUUCAUUACGCCUUCAUCGUUGUAGGUGUUGCAAAAAAACAUAUCAUUCAAGAUGUCAAAAAUUGAUGUAUGUUGACAAUUUUACAAUGUAUUGUGAUACUUGUUUAUCAAGUGAAGAUGUUACGAAAAAAAUUACUAAAGAUCAUCUUGAUAAUUUACAUGUAUUUAUUACUGGUAAUGAAACAAAUGAAAAUGGUCCUGUGAAACCACCAUAUUUAACAUAUGAAGCUGAAACAACAAUAAAUGAUACAAUAGUUAGUUUGUUUCGUAAUCCAAUUGCAGCAGAUUUUGUUCAUUCAGUUAACUCUUUAUACGUUCGUGAUUAUUAUGAUAUUAUUAAAAAACCAGUAGACUUAACUUCUGUUAUUCAUCAUAAGUUAAAAUUAAGAAUAUAUCAAAAUAUGCAAGAGAUAAUGGAUGAUGUAGCACAGAUGUGUGAUAAUGCAAUUAUUUAUAAUGGUGUAGGUCACAUAGUUGCGGAAAAAGGUAGAAAAAUUGAAAAUUAUCUUUUUACUGUCAUGUCAAGAUUAGUUUAA
This is a messenger RNA of Strongyloides ratti, 3156 nucleotides long. Its product is annotated as Bromodomain and Zinc finger, FYVE/PHD-type domain and WSTF/Acf1/Cbp146 domain-containing protein. Gene Ontology annotation, biological process: chromatin remodeling. The record is from RefSeq and is a predicted model, not a curated record. Gene Ontology annotation, molecular function: protein binding. Lineage: Eukaryota; Metazoa; Nematoda; Chromadorea; Rhabditida; Strongyloididae. The transcript is spliced from 3 exons. The coding region runs from base 1 to 3156 and encodes 1051 amino acids.